AUGGCCACUCUCCCAGCAGCAGAAACCUGGAUAGACGGCGGUGGAGGCGUGGGUGCAGACGCCGUUAACCUGACCGCCUCGCUAGCUGCCGGGGCGGCCACAGGGUCAGUUGAGACUGGGUGGCUGCAACUGCUAGACCAAGCUGGCAACCUCUCCUCCUCCCCCUCCGCGCUGGGACUGCCUGUGGCUUCCUCCGCGCCCUCCCAGCCCCGGGCCAACCUCACCAACCAGUUCGUGCAGCCGUCCUGGCGCAUCGCGCUCUGGUCCCUGGCGUAUGGUGUGGUGGUGACAGUGGCAGUUUUGGGAAAUCUCAUCGUCAUCUGGAUCAUCCUGGCCCACAAGCGCAUGAGGACUGUCACCAACUACUUCCUUGUGAACCUGGCUUUCUCCGACGCCUCCAUGGCCGCCUUCAACACGUUGGUCAAUUUCAUCUACGCGCUUCAUAGCGAGUGGUACUUUGGCGCCAACUACUGCCGCUUCCAGAACUUCUUUCCUAUCACAGCUGUGUUCGCCAGCAUCUACUCCAUGACGGCCAUUGCGGUGGACAGGUAUAUGGCUAUUAUUGAUCCCUUGAAACCCAGACUGUCUGCCACAGCAACCAAGAUUGUCAUUGGAAGUAUUUGGAUUCUAGCAUUUCUACUUGCCUUCCCUCAAUGUCUUUAUUCCAAAACCAAAGUCAUGCCAGGCCGUACUCUCUGCUUUGUGCAAUGGCCAGAAGGUCCCAAACAACAUUUCACUUACCAUAUUAUCGUCAUUAUACUGGUGUACUGUUUCCCAUUGCUCAUCAUGGGUAUCACAUACACCAUUGUUGGAAUUACUCUUUGGGGAGGAGAAAUCCCAGGAGAUACCUGUGACAAGUAUCAUGAGCAGCUAAAGGCCAAAAGAAAGGUUGUCAAAAUGAUGAUUAUUGUUGUCAUGACAUUUGCUAUCUGCUGGCUGCCUUAUCAUAUUUACUUCAUUCUCACUGCAAUCUAUCAACAACUAAAUAGAUGGAAAUACAUCCAGCAGGUCUACCUGGCUAGCUUUUGGCUGGCAAUGAGCUCAACCAUGUACAAUCCCAUCAUCUACUGCUGUCUGAAUAAGAGAUUUCGAGCUGGCUUCAAGAGAGCAUUUCGCUGGUGUCCUUUCAUCACAGUUUCCAGCUACGAUGAGCUAGAGCUCAAGACCACCAGGUUUCAUCCAACCCGGCAAAGCAGUAUGUACACUGUGACCAGGAUGGAGUCCAUGACAGUCGUGUUUGACCCCAGCGAGGCAGACACCACCAGGUCCAGUCGGAAGAAAAGAGCAACGCGAAGAGACCCAAGUUUCAAUGGCUGCUCUCGCAGGAAUUCCAAAUCUGCCUCCACCACUUCAAGUUUCAUAAGCUCACCCUAUACCUCUGUGGAUGAAUAUUCUUAA
This is a messenger RNA of Symphalangus syndactylus (siamang), 1398 nucleotides long. RefSeq names its product tachykinin receptor 3 (gene TACR3). Gene Ontology annotation, molecular function: tachykinin receptor activity. The record is from RefSeq and is a predicted model, not a curated record. Gene Ontology annotation, biological process: positive regulation of flagellated sperm motility; G protein-coupled receptor signaling pathway. Gene Ontology annotation, cellular component: plasma membrane; sperm midpiece. NCBI's taxonomy places the organism in Eukaryota, Metazoa, Chordata, Mammalia, Primates, Hylobatidae.